AACGAGUGUCUUUUCAGCAAUGGAGGAUGUAGCGGCCGAUGCUGUAACACCAUUGGAAGCUUUUAUUGUAAAUGUGAUGAAGGGUUUGAACUUGCCAUGGACGGAUUCAGUUGUAGAGAUAUUGAUGAGUGUGAACAGAACAAUGGAGGCUGCCAACACACCUGCCGUAACACGCAUGGAAGUUUCCAGUGUGAAUGCCCCUUCGGAGAACGACUCAACCCAGAUGGCGUCACCUGCACCCCUCAAGAUGGAUGCGCGAUCAACAAUGGAGGAUGUCAACACCAAUGCCUGUCGCAUCCUUAUGGUCAUUUCUCGUGUCAGUGCCACGCCGGAUAUAGACUGUCCGGUGACGGAAGAUCAUGUCAACCAUCAAACCCAUGUGCAAUCAACAAUGGAGGAUGCGAACACACCUGCCUUAACAUGGGAGAUAGAGCCUUCUGCAACUGCAACACAGGUUACAGGUUAGCGCAAGAUGGACGUAGCUGUGAAGAUAUUGACGAAUGCGCUACCAGGAACCAUGUUUGCCAGCAGGAGUGUACCAAUACCGUUGGAUCAUACCGAUGUAGCUGUGUCACCAACUACAUGCUAGAAGCUAAUGGCAGGACAUGUAGACUGCAAGCAAUAAUCGACAUUGAGGCUAUUGAUCCAUGUGAGAACCAUCAGUGUCAAUACAACUGCACCAUGAAAUGGAACAGACCUGUUUGCACCUGUCCCAUUGGUUAUGAGCUCUCCCCUGAUCAAAGAACCUGCCAAGAUAAAAAUGAGUGUAACAUUGGUCAACAUUGUUGUGCGGCCACUCACACAUGUAUCAACACAGAGGGCAGCUAUACCUGUCUUUGUCGGCCAGGAUUCUUCCUCAGCGAUGAUCAAUGCAGCUGUAUAGCCGUUGACGAAUGUGCCCAACGAAGCAGUCAUGAAUGCGAGCAGCAAUGCACCAACACUCAGGGAUCCUACCUUUGCAGUUGCAACGAAUCCUUUGUCCUUGGAGAGGACGGCUUCUCUUGUCAUAGAUUGUUGCUGACACGCCCCUCUCCAUCCCCCAGCUAUCAGUUCCCUCCUAUCUACAACAGUGAGCUAAGCACUGGCCAGUUGGAACAGGGACCACAGACAAGCUUUUGUCGGGAGGGUAACUUUGGACCCCAGUGCCACUAUUCCUGUUCAGACUGUAUGAACGGGGCAAGCUGCAACCAAGAUUUAACUGGGUGUGAAUGCCUCCCAGGCUGGCAAGGAACUAUCUGCAAUGAGACUUGUCCAUCUAACUUCUUUGGUGAGAACUGUCAGCAGACAUGUUUGUGUCAGAAUGGAGGGACCUGUAACCCUAUCACUGGUGAUUGUACCUGUCUUCCUGGGAUUGAAGGACCACGUUGUACUGAAGGUUGCCCUCCUGGCUUCUGGGGCAAGAACUGUGAACAGGAAUGCAACUGCCCAUCAGGGAUCACAUGUAAUGAACGCUGGGGAACAUGUCUCUGUAGGGCAGGCUACUUUGGACCUCAUUGCAGCCAACCUUGUCCCGACUUCUACUAUGGUAGUAUGUGCAGUGAGCAGUGCGAUUGUCAUCCAGUCCAUUCGUUAGGAUGCGAUCCAGUCGAUGGUGCCUGCAGGUGCAAGCCAGGAUAUGAAGGAGACAGAUGCCAAAAUGAGUGUCGUCUUGGGAUGUACGGUGAGCAGUGCAGGCAUGUCUGCCAAUGUCUCGAUGCUUCUAUGUGUAAUAAGGUCACUGGAGAGUGCAGUAGGGAAUGCUCGGCUGGAUACACUGGAGAAGCAUGCGAACGAUCUUGUGACUUUGGAAGCUACGGAGUGAACUGUAAAUUCACCUGUCGAUGUGGAGGCAACGCCUGUAACAGUAUCACUGGAGAGUGCUUCUGUGAGGCUGGCAAGACUGGAACCAGCUGUCUAGAUGAUUGCCCUGAUGGUACAUGGGGUAUCUCCUGCAGGAGUAACUGCACCUGCACCGAAGACAAGGUCUGCGACAAGACUACUGGAGAGUGUCUCUGCCCACUCGGAUACUUUGGAGAAAACUGCAGGGAUCCUUGUCCUGAUGGCCGCUAUGGUCUGAUGUGCCGACAUGAUUGCCAAUGUCAGAACGGAGCUGAAUGUAACUCAGAGACUGGAGCCUGUACCUGUACACCAGGAUGGAAGGGACAGUUCUGUACUGAUGAAUGCCCUGUUGGAUACUAUGGUGUUGGCUGUGCAACGAGAUGCACAUGUGAGAACAGUGCAGGAUGCGAUCCUGAGACGGGAGAGUGCAUCUGUACUCCUGGAUGGAGGGGAGAACAAUGUGACCAAGCUUGUGAACCCGGCUUCUAUGGUGUUAACUGUGAGAACCUCUGUAUGUGUCUCAAUAAUGCUACCUGUGAUCACAUCAGUGGGACGUGUACAUGUGCACCAGGAUGGAGGGACAGAUUCUGUGCUAAACCUUGCCCCGAUGGUUAUUAUGGUUUGGACUGCCGUCAUCGUUGUAGCUGUGGGAACGGAGCUCAUUGCAACGCUACUAAUGGACAAUGUAACUGCCCAGCAGGCUAUACUGGAUUUGGAUGUAGACAAGAAUGCCCUGAGGGUAACUUUGGUGAGGAUUGCUCUGGAGUAUGUAACUGUGAGAACGGUGCUGAAUGUGAUCAUGUCAGUGGAAGAUGUAUCUGUCCCAGCGGCUGGAUCGGAGUCAGAUGUCAUCAACAAUGUCAGCCUGGUCGCUACGGAAUCAACUGCCAGCAGCGUUGUAUCUGCCAGAACGGACUUUGUGACCAUGUGACUGGGAUGUGCGCUUGCCAGGCUGGAUGGGUCGGACGUGCCUGCCGACAACCUUGUGCACCAGGACACUUUGGUGUUGGAUGCCUGCAGUCUUGUACCUGUCAAAAUGGAGGGUCGUGUGAUAAAGUCAAUGGAACAUGUACAUGUGCACCAGGAUGGCAUGGAGGCAACUGUGAACUUGCUUGUUCAUCUGGUUACUAUGGCGUUAACUGUGAAGAGAGAUGUCAAUGUCACAAUGGAGGUCAAUGCGACGCACAGACUGGAGUGUGUACUUGCACUAACGGCUGGAGAGGAAGGCUAUGUGAAAAACCUUGUAUUCCUGGUACCUUUGGCAGUCAGUGCGCAGAGACUUGCGAGUGUGGAGCUGAUAAUCCUUGUGAUCACAUCACUGGAGCUUGCAGGUGUCCUCCAGGCUACGCUGGUUAUGAGUGCAACUCACCCUGUCCACCCGGUACUUGGGGCCAGGAUUGUGCAGAGGUGUGUACCUGUGGACGCAAUACAGUGUGUAAUUCAGUGACCGGGGACUGUCAGUGUAAACCAGGCUUCAGGGGACACAACUGUGAAAAAGAUUGCAAACAUGGUCGAUAUGGUCCUGAUUGUCAGCACCAUUGUAGCUGUCUCAAUGGAGGCUCAUGUCAUAUGGACGAUGGUACAUGUCUUUGUCAACCAGGUUUUAUUGGUGCUCUCUGCGAAAGAGCUUGCCCAGAGGGUCUGUAUGGUCAAGACUGUCAGCGUAAAUGUAUCUGCCAGAAUGGUGGUACCUGUCACCAUGCUUCAGGGGUGUGUGAUUGCCCCCCUGGUUACACCGGUACCUUCUGUUCUACCAAAUGUGCAUUGGGAACCUAUGGACCAGACUGCUCGCAGGUCAAGGAUUGCCAAUAUGGCGGAGUUCUUGAUGUGACUACAGGAGAGUGUCAUUGUGGACUUGGAUACACAGGAGAACUUUGUGAUCAAGAAUGCCCAUGGGGAACUUAUGGUAUGAACUGCGAACAGGAAUGUACUUGUGAAAACGGAGCAGAGUGUGAUAGGAUGUCAGGAUGCUGUUCUUGCACACCCGGUUUCUACGGACAAAACUGUCAAUUUUCAUGCCCAGAGGGUACCUAUGGUUCUUAUUGCGGUCGGAUCUGUGACUGUCAUAAAGACGCUACCUGUGAUACAGUCACCGGUCAGUGUAGAUGUCCAGCUGGUAGAACUGGACCAGAAUGUAAACAAACCUGCCAGCCUGGGUUCCACGGGCCAAACUGUAUUAAUGUGUGUGCAUGCUCUAACAGAACUCAGUGCAACGCAGUCACAGGUACUUGUGAUUGCCCCCCUGGGCUUACAGGGGAUACAUGCACAGAGGAGUGUACUCCAGGAAAGUUUGGUCCUAACUGUGCUUUCAACUGUGAUUGUUCAAAUGGUGCUACGUGUGAUACAAGGACGGGAUCUUGUAGAUGUAUAAAUAACUUUAUUGGUGCUCAAUGUGAACAUGGUGGUAUGUAUGCUUUUCCAACGCCAUCAACACCUCGUAGAGGGGACAUAGGACCGAAUGGAUUCUAUUAACGGCAAACCAUCUCUGAAAUACAUAGACUCUGGGAAAAAAAACGUGAUUCCGGCAGCAGCAUUGUCACACCCUGCCAACACGCUUUGGUUGAUUUUCCGAACACACCUAGUAUUUUGAUGAGCCAGACAGAGCUGAUGGGGAACGUUUCAUGAAAGGACUUGUCGGAUGUUUCAUCUAACGGUCCAACGGUUACUAUAGCAACAGUAAGAUACCUGUGCUUCUCAGCCAAUCAAAACCAAGGAAAGUUGUCAGGUGACCAAUGCUGAUGAAACGCUCUCCAGGAGACGGCUUCAGUCAAAGUAUGAUUAAUGAAUAUUCAUGAUCCAGGAGGUCAACUCAGGUCAGCAUUGACAUUCUUGGUCACAAGAGGGCAGCGUUGCAUCAUUUCCUCUGGCUAUGCUGUAAGAAAAAUGACGUGGGGGGUCUUAAUCACAACAAACAGCAGAUCAGUCAUCUCGGCUUGAACUGAAGUUUCAAAUGGUUGUUCACUAAAGGAUUAUGAAAGGAUGUUUUAAAGUGUGUUUAUACUCCAAGUGUAUUCCGAUAAGGCACCUUUCUAAACGUCUAUGUCACAUCUUUUUAGCAGGAAUCCCUUAAUUAACUGAAGGUGCUAAGUGUUUUCACUGUGGAUUUUCCUCAUUCCCCAUUUGUUUGUCAUAAGAAAUGAAUGUGAGAAUGAUCGAUGAAAAGACUAUGAUGGAUUCCUGCAUGCCUUACAGUAAGGUGCUUCAGUGAAAUGUGUAACGUUGUGGGCGGUCACACCUGAAAGUUUAAUCCAGCUCAUGCCAGCCACCGAACGUAGGCUCUGGCUUUCCUUCUGAUCAUUCUUUUUGAUAAGAAGAAUUACCAUUUUGUCAACAACACAAAAUUAUUUCUUCAGAUAUAAAAUUGGAAGACUUUAAAUUUUGUUCCAGCAAAAGGCAAUUUUUAUAUCAAGAAUAGGGAAUGCUUGAUAUUAAGAUACAGGAAUUAAAUGAGUUGAUGGCUUGUCAUACAUAACACUAAGAAGGCGAAUGCUGAUUAAAAUGUCCAGGUUUAACAAUGAUAGUAUUCUUCUUGUGACCAAGCAACUCAUUCUUAUCCUCUGCUCAUCCAUGUCAUCUUGCAAAUAAAAAUCAUUUUUAUCCUCAUCAUGUGAUUUUUAUCAUUAUCCCAGCAUUAUUUAUUGUACAUUGUAAGAGGUUUUUCAAAUAGCAACCAUAACAAAUUGGGUCACUCGCUGCAUAAAGAAAACCUCAGAAAGAUUUAAUUUGUGAUAUUCGCAUGGUACUCUUAAACUCGUAGCAAGGAAUAAGUUGUGCAUGAAAUUUGAUCGUUUUAAGUUAUAAAUGUUAAUAUUUCUAUGAAAUUGGAAUCAUAGAGCGACAAUGAAUGCACAAGUUUAGAAUCCUCAUCAAAUAUAAAUAUAUAUAUUCAUGUAGAUAUUGUGUUGAUGCAUACUUUGUAAAUGUGAAUGUUUGUAUCAAGAUUUUAACUAUUGCAAAUGGUAAAACGUUUUACGCUUGUCAUCUUAUUUUUUUUUCUAGAGCCCAAAAUGUUAUUAGUAAGGUAUUGGAAUAAAAAAAAAUGUCGCAGCAUUUUCAUAUAUGAUAAAGAAUAUAAGAGAGAGAAAGAGGGGGUUAGAGAGAGAGAAAAUGAGGGGGGGUAGAGAGAAAAAAUGGGUGUAUAUGUUUAUCUUCCAUUACAUAUUCUUUUUCUGUAUUAAUAAGAAAGUUAAUAAUCUAUCUCUAUGCAAAGUAGUAUAACAAUUAUGCAAUUUGCUGCAGUUACUCUCAACCAUUAAGUUAAAAGAAAAAAAUUAUGGUUGUUGGAGAAUUUGCAAGUAGAUAUUUGCAACUAAACUCCCAUGUAUUUUUUAGUUAUAAAAUCAAGGCAUUUGUUGAGAUGUGUAUCAAUAGAAUCCCAUAUUUUGUUAUAUGUAUUCAUUAGCAUCCUAUCAUGUUUCAAUUGAUUCAGGUAUUUCAUAUAAUUCCAUUAUUUUCUAACUCUUGUAUUAGCUAAGAGGACAGGCCCUCUGCCUUUUCAGAGAUUUACUCGUGUAAAACUAUCAGAACAAAGUUCCUCUUGAACUGUAUCAAUGUAGGCACCUCAAUGCUUAUGUAUAGAAUUAAUUACUGUUUAUUUAUUCUCAAUUCGAAUCCUGUGCAUUUAACAUUUGUUCUUUCUGAAAAAAGAACUGUAGAAUUUUUUUCUCUUGUUAUCAGCGGUGUUUAUCAAUGCUGUAUUGGAUUUUUAUGAUUUCUUGUUGUAGUGAUACAGAGGUGGAUUUUACGCUGUGUAAAGUAACAGUUAUUUAUGUGUGUGUGUAUUUGGACGACCUCUGAUGUGUAGGGUCGUUUUUUUUUUAAUGUUAUCGCUUUGCUUGUUUUGUAAUUUAUAUAUAUGCUGACUUCAGCACCACAGAGGCUGAACGGACAGUUUUGUAAGUAAGCAUCAUGAUCUAUUUUUAAACUAACUUUUUGUUAGAACAGUACAUUUCUUUAAAAGGUUGAAGAGGUGAAAUAGGGUGGAUUUUCAAUUAAAUAAGCACCUCUGCCAAAAUGUGCAACUGGCCAAUUUUUUCGGGAAAAAAAAUCAAAGUUGCCUUCAAACAAGCCAAAGAUCUCGAAGGCUAGAUAUUAAUGAUAUCUUUCAAUCAUGUAAAAAAAAUUGAGAAUAAGCCUGUGUAGAGUAUUUUACAGCAUGCCACUGCCAUUUAAAAAAAAAUAUUUAACCCAUAAUGCAUUUGGCAGUUGGCUAUAGUCACCAAUAUCAUAUUUGGUUGUUACGUUUAUACAGUAUUACAUCAAUUGUCAUAUCUUGUCGGGAUAUCAAUUCAAAACACUUGCUCAUUUUACGACAAACCAGGCGAAAGACAUUGGAAAAAUGUUCUUAUUCUUCAUAUAACCGGUCAACAAUGGUAUCAUCAUUUCUAACUUAUACUUAUUCUAAUAUAUUUAAAUCUUCACCUGGAAUCAGUUUGUGAUAAUUAAGCUGUAGUAUCUAAGUUUUAAAAAUCAUUUCUUCUGUCCUUGACAAUUGUGGAAACUGUAAUUUCAGUAAUGUUAUGGGAGAAAAAAAAUAAGAAAAAAAAGUAUUAAUGCUGCUUCACUGCAUUUAUGUAAGUAGGUAUAUAUUUUGUUUGACGAUACAUGCUAGCUUUUAAUCUUUGACUCUAUGGUAAUAUUAAGAGACCAAUUUGACCAGUAGUCUUAAUCUCAGGAUGUAACAAUUAUAUAUUAGCUUCAUAAUGUUUGUAUGUUCAACUAUCUUCAAAUAACCACUUUUUAUGAGGAAAACUUAGUAUGAAAUUUACAUUUUAUUACCAAUCAUAUGUGAAGAAUAUGUCUUUCUCCAAAACUAACCCAAUAUUGGUCAAAAUCUAUACCAUCUUAAAUCAUAUGAAUGAUAGACUUUCUUCUCAUGAAAUCAACAAUGUCUUUUUUUUCUCGGGACAGAUUUAUAAAGUUGUAUGUAUCAUUAAAAAUACAAUUUCCGCUUUAAAAAUGACCAAUAAUUUCUACUAACAUCGGCAUGUUAAUUAUGUUUAAGUAAUAUAUAUAUGUUAACGUAUAUAUAAAUGAAACUUGUGAGAAUUCUUUGAUAAAGUAGAGUCUGAAGCAGCAAUAUUGAGUCGGAAUAUAAAUUAUGAUAUUUUAAAUAAUUUCUAAAUUUCCAAUCAUAUUUUGUAUAAAACUCAACUCUUUUUUUUUCUUGCUGUAUUUUUUUGGAAUUCGUAAUAAAUUGAUCUAUUGUAGAUCACAUGGUAUGUAAA
Lytechinus variegatus (green sea urchin) is the source of this 8045-nucleotide messenger RNA. RefSeq names its product multiple epidermal growth factor-like domains protein 6. Gene Ontology annotation, molecular function: scavenger receptor activity; calcium ion binding. The coding region runs from base 97 to 4290 and encodes 1397 amino acids. NCBI's taxonomy places the organism in Eukaryota, Metazoa, Echinodermata, Echinoidea, Temnopleuroida, Toxopneustidae. The record is from RefSeq and is a predicted model, not a curated record. The transcript is spliced from 34 exons.